Molecule: messenger RNA, 2066 nt
Organism: Pelagomonas calceolata
Lineage: Eukaryota; Pelagophyceae; Pelagomonadales; Pelagomonadaceae
Source: the annotation of a GenBank genome assembly
CGGCGCAAUUGCUCUCUCGCGCCGGCGCGCAAAACGCAGGGCAUACAGAUCGAGCAAACCUCUGCGCGCGUCGCGAGACUCCCACGGUCCGGCUGCCCGAAGCCGUGAGAGCCAGCAGCAACAUAAGAGGCUGCCCAGCACCAAUACCAUGCGCGACGACCCCCACCUCCUCGCGCUGCGGGAGACGAUCCGCGGCCCGCCCGUACAGCCGUCGAAGCAGUCCAUCGAGGAUGACAAAAGACCAAACGGCAGGUCGAACCACCGCUACGGCGCGACCUUCGACGAGAUGUGCCGGACCUUUGGUGAAGAUGGAGUGGCCGCUAGAAACGCGCGCCACAACAAAGCAAGGGGACGGUGGAUCGGCGCCGGGUUGGCGGCGAGACUGAACCAUAGUUCGGGCAUCGAGGCGAGCGGUUUAGUGAGACAGGGCGCCCUGUCGAUCUUUGGGCGAGGCGCUGUACAGCAACCACUCAAACUACCAGAAAUCCCGGUGCCCGACUUGAUCUCGCCGCGGCUGGGCAAGAAGACGAACCAGUUCUGCGAAAUUUGCGUCAUGGCUGCCGUAGAUGAGCACGGGCGACCGACGGAGCGGAUCCGAAAAUGCUACUACUGCCCCGUCGUCUGCCACGACCGAUGCUGUCAGGCAAAGGGCUACGACUGGGUCGACCCGAAGGGCGGCGCGCGACUCUGUUGCCACGUCUGUAGUGGGCAUCUGGAAGAGAUGAUGCGACAGCGGGAACGGCUCUUGAUCAAGGCCCAGGAGGACUACCGGUGCGCUCUGGCGAAUGACAUCUUGGCGCGAUGUGCUAGAAGUUGGUUGUCGCAUAGACAGUUCCGAGCGUACAAAAGAGGCGUCAUCAAGGUCCAGGCUUUGUGUCGGAUGGCCUUAUGCCGGUGCCGCUUCUGGCACGAGCGCGUCGCUACUCUUAGGAAUAUCCAGUUGAUACUUUAUGAUGUCACCGUAAAAGGUCCUCCGUUACCGCAAAACACGGGCCUGUUUGCGGUCUGCUCCGUGCUGGAUGAUCAGCGCAACGUUUUAUUUGCCUACGACAUUCCCGAAUCGCAAUUGAGACUGAGAGAUGAUGACAGACAUAAAAAACCGGCCAAGAAAGGACACCAGUUCGGCGUCCAGUCGGAGAAGGAGAUCCGCGCCGAGAUCGCCGAAGCGAGGUUGGAGUUAGCGCGGGCGCACGCGCGUCUCAAGGAUCCCCAUCAUAGAAGUGUGGCUCAUUUUGACAAACUCGAGAACACUGUACCAGGCUGCUCGUUCGAUUUCACGCUAGUGUAUACGCUGUAUCUCAAAGUACGGAAAGGGAGUCACCAGAUGGAGGUUUCCCAGCUGCUUGGACAAGGUAGCUACAAAUUGACACCGGCUGACCUAGCGCGGUGCUGCGACCGAUCUUCCAGAGAUGCUAUCACUGUUAUCCCCUUCAACCACCGGCUCCAUUUCCCGCUGAAGAACCAGUCCGUGCAAGAAAUGAAACUCACGGCCAGAGAGUGCUAUAGGAACUACGUCGGCGGCGAGGUCCGAGUGGCGAUCCGAGGCCUGAACCAGUUCGCGAAUUUUUGUGGGUUCCUCGAGGGGCCCCACAUCGACAUCCUGAGCGCUCCGUGUGGCGGGAAAGAAACAGGUGGCAGGACGCAAGUCUACUGGUGCACGUUGGCGCACGGCAUCCUUGGUUUUUAUUAUCAUAAAGGAGACGCUCAUGCUCGAGUCAGCUUGAACGCUACCAAAUGCCGCGUCGCGCACCGCCUACAUAAGGGCUACCACGCCUUGUCUGUCGAGUUGCCCGACGGGCGGUUGUGGUUUUUGAACCCCUCGAAUCCCAACGACGCGGAGCGCUGGCUCUGGGCGCUCGAGUACUGGCGGCUCCGUUCGGUGCACGGGCGGGCGACGGCUCUAUCUAAAGUCGUGGCGCCGCGGCGGCGACGUCGUAGAAGGUUGGCGUCGGACAACUCGUCGGUGGCUUCCUCCGAAUCGUGCUCGACGAUGAGCACUGUUGUUCGAGCGGUGGCGACGGUGUCUGCUUUAUCGUCGACGCGGACGGGUAAGUAGGAGUUCUCGC